GAGUGACGCCAUUGCACAACGCUGUGCUGGAGGGCAACUUGGCAGCUGUGAAGCUCCUGGUGCAGCACGGUGCGGAAGUCAACAAGAAGGAUGUGGACACAUGGACACCGCUACACGCUGCCUGCGCCAACGGAGAGGGCGACAUUGCCAGAUAUCUCCUGAGCAAAGGAGCAAGCAAAGACAUCAAAACAAGCGACGGCGAACGACCUCUUGACCUCUGCGACGCACGUGACUUCUCCGUCAUCAGCGUUAUGCUGGAGAGCGACAAAGCACGACGAGCGAAACUCCUCAAGACACGAGAAGACGACGACGAUGACGAUGACAUUGACAAUAACAACGACGAUGAAGACAAUGGCAAUGCUGGCAAAUUGCGAAGCCGUAGCAAAAGAGACGAUAACGAAGACAACGACAACUCCGAUCCAUCAUCAUCAACAACACCACCAACUUUGUCCCUCGGCUCAUCAUCUCAGUCCAAGACUUCUUCUUCUUCAUCAGUCCUCAGCAGACCUCCGAAACCUCCUGGACACUCUAUCCUGAAGAAAAGCCCCCAGAAGUUUAAUUCAGUUGCUGAAUGACAUGGCCGAGAAGGGCAAUCUGUUGAUUUUUUAAAGUGUGUUGUCUUCGAUUUAAACCCCCAGAUGCCCUACUUUGCAUUGUCUUUUUAAAAAUCCUUCUAAUUUUACAAACACAAGCAGGAGAAAUUAUGGUAAGAUUUAUGCUUAGGAGUAAAGCUUACCUUUGUGAGCAAGAGAGCAAGGUGGAACUGGCUUAAACAAAUCUAGUUCCAGCUCAUUGCUGAUAAUUUGCGCGUGAUUGAUGUUGAAAAGGUCAUUGCUUUGCUGGUCUCCAUAAUAAGUAAACCUGAUCGUAAAGUAUGACACGUAUCCGCGCGUGCAAGUUUAAAAUAAAUGCAGGAUUUAACUAUAAAAUAAAACGUGCGACGUAAUGAUUUGAGCAGUGUAUUUGGUGUAGUUUAAGAUUCCCCCCCCCCCAAUUUGAUUUGCUCUUUAUAAAAUAGUAUAGAAUAAUGCUUUAUAUAUUCUUAUACUCAAGGCUUUAAUCUGAAAGAGCCAAGAAGGACUGAGUAACCGCUUCCAGCAGACAGACCCAUAAGUUUAUUCCAAAGGUAAAAGAGUUUGUUUACUUUUCGUUCAUCUGGUUCACCUGUAUGAUUCGUAUGAUGUAAAGGUAGAAUGUUGAAUUCCUAACAAAUGACGAAAUCAUACCCCUCCCCGCCCCCCGUGCAUUCUUUAUAGAGGUCUGCUCGUGUUUUUUUUCUUUUCUUCCUCUUUUAAGCAUUGUACUCAGUGCUGCAUCAACAUCUUCCCCCGAAAUAAACAAACAAAACAAAACAAAACAAAAAAGCAAAACUCUAUAGACACCCUAUAUUCACCCAAUAUGUAGAGUGUGAUAAGCUGCUCAAAAGAUUGUUGUGAUUGAUUGAAAGUUUUUUUUACCUUAAAGAAAACUAGACAAUUAUUUGUAAAUUUGUAAAGUUAUUUUUUCUUUAUAUAAUAUUGACUUUGUAAACAUUUUAUCGAAGAUGAAACUUAAAUUACUAUUUUAGUUAAGAAAAUAAGAAAAAAAACCCCUUAAAAAACAACACCAAAGCACUAACACAUACCAUCUGUCGCAUUGACAUGCGUGACACUCUAACACAAGUGUUAAGCCAUCGUAUGAAAUAAAUUUUGUCGCUUGAGGAAAAGAGUUGAAUGGAAAUGAUUCAGUUUCUUUGCGCGACGCUGGCCAACUGUCCAUUUUUCACAGUCAUUGAACAGUGUGCGGAGACCUAUGACCCGGUACACCGUCUUGGUCUUUGAGGUGAUGCCUCUCUUCUUGCCCCAUAGAUUCCUUGUGGAGUCUGCCGAAGACGGCACAAAGUUCAGCAAACCGGACAUUCACCUCAUCAUUGAUGAAAACGAUUCUGGACAGAGUGUUGCGCUGGUAAUGAACUUGUACACAGCAUUUUGUUGAUGUCCAGUGAUGGUGACAACUGGUUCAAUAUGCCUAUCCUUUGGCUGGCUGGUGCAUAGCUUCAAUCUUUUUCGUACUGUUUGUCAGAUGGACGUACACUGUAGUUGUAGGCAGCAGAGAAUUCUUCAACACUAUGUUGCAUUCUGAUUUUGAGACAGCGGUGAGGGCACAGUCGUCCGCGAUGAGAAAUUCGUUGUUUCCAUUUUGAUCUUUGUUUUCGCUUGAAGUCUUCUAAGAUUGAAGAUUGGUCCAUCUGUCCGGUACGUGAUGCCUUCGUCUAUCUCAACGUCAUUGAGUGCAUUAGUCAGCAUAGCCGCGAACUUGAGGCUGAACAGGAUGAGAGUAAGAAUACUACCCUGCUUCAUUCCGUUUGGGACUGAGAAUGGUUCAAGUGUCUCGCUAUUACUAUUAGCUUGGACUCUGGCCAGCAUGCAGCCAGGAAGUUGACGUACGAUGGAAUGUAACUCGCUGAGGCAUCCGUACUCUGUCAUGAUUCUACAAAGACUGCCCCCACCGACAGCGUCAAAGGCUUUGGUCAGAUCAAUACAGGUGGUGUACACCUAAUACUUUUCUGCCUGAAAGCAGACACCAUGUCGAUGGCCCUGCGUUCUUUCUGGAAGCCGCAUUGACUCUCAGGUAGUACACUUUGCUCAAGAUAUGUAAUGAUCCGGCUGAGUAUAGGCGAGCCUGACGGUUUCCUCCGCGUUUGAAAAGAUGAAGAAUGGAGGCAUCUUUAAGGUCUCGUGCUGCCAUAGAUAGAAGCUGAUUAUACGCUUAUCCAUCAGAGCUGCACCGCCCUCUUUGUAGAUUUCAGCUUCGAUGGCGUCGCAGUCAGGCUCUUUGUCUCUGGAUAACAGACAAAUUGCUUUUAAAGUCUCCUCCAAAAUUAGUACAGUGUCCAUUGCCUCAUUUCUUUCUGCAAAGCCCCGAAUCCCAUCAGCUUUGUUGCUCAACCAGGAGUAUCGCAUCUGUCGCAGUUUUUGCUGAAUGGCUCUGAGGAUAUUUCUCAGCAUUUUGUUCUCUGAUAUUGACCGUGGGUCGUCAAUGGGCACUUUGUAGGCAUAGCAAUUUCCCGAAAUUUCAGUGCAGUUCCCAUCGAACUAGCACUGUACUUCCUAGUUGUGGGUUUUAUACUCUUUGGCUGUGCUGUGCUCUGUCUACCGAGGUGCGGCAUGUUGCUUCCAUGUCAUCGUCAUUCAGCAUGGUGGAUUCUAAACAGCGAUGCUAAUGUCAUACAUGUAUCUGGAAAGUUCAUUUGCAAUGAGGUAUUACGUGUCUCUGGGGUCUAUUCGAUGCAUCCGCAUUUAUGAGCGUGCGAAGUUUUGUACGCGUUGCUAGGUUCAGAGGAGUAAUUCUCGUUUUUCUCACAUUCUUGUUUUCACAGCAGUAAUAAGACCCCUGUCAGCCGCAGUAUGCAGGAUCGGGUCAUGUGGAGCAGCCAGUUUUAGGGCACCUUUUCUAUCCCCUUCUUCAUUCCAUGGAGAUGAGCAGUGCUAUUCUAAAAGGGCAGCUCAGUUGAUCGGAGAGCUGUUCACUACCACUGGUGCUGCAGUUCAAUGACAGCCGACCAUAAUUUGGCUUAAGACACAUCUGUGCAGUUUGCGGCUACGACUUCCAGUGUGUAACCAUACCUAUUGCUUCGUCGUUCGCUCCACCAACACAUGGCUAUUGGUGGUAGAGAUGAGAUGUGGUGAGUAAUGACUGAUGACAUGCGUGGUGACUUUGUUUAAAAUGAAGUAUAGUUGCGUGAUGUCCACCACACUCUCUCGUCUCAGACCAUCUUUAUUCAAUGGCAAGGUAUGGUCGAGACAGUUGGAGAUGGAGACGAAUGUAAUGGAUGAGCUAGAUGUUUUUCGUGCCACAUUUAGCUAUGAGCACUUCAUGGUGCAUUGCAUGGUACAUGACAUAGUGAUGUAUAAGGCGCUAUUGUAAACACGAAUCACAUGUAAGUUUCUAUUUUUUAUUCUGUUAUGUUAUCUUAUUCAAAUGUGGCAUGUAAAGAAAGAACCAAGGGUCUGAAAGAAUCUUGGUAUAUAAAAUGUAUAUUAUAGACUAUUAAAAAAAAAAAUUCAGGCAUUGCAGAGGAGGGUCCCGCAUUUUAUUAAAUUUAAUUGUCGUUGAAAGCGUAAUCAUACUUAUUGGUGUCAUUUUGUUUGAUAUCUGGUCAUCCAUUUCUUUGAAUUAAAUCAUGUUUUGUUAUAUUAUGAGUGUUUUGUUAUGUAGAAUAAAGACUGCUUAUCUUGCA
Messenger RNA from Aplysia californica (California sea hare), 4219 nucleotides. Its product is annotated as protein phosphatase 1 regulatory subunit 12A. Gene Ontology annotation, cellular component: cytoplasm. The record is from RefSeq and is a predicted model, not a curated record. NCBI's taxonomy places the organism in Eukaryota, Metazoa, Mollusca, Gastropoda, Aplysiida, Aplysiidae. Gene Ontology annotation, molecular function: enzyme inhibitor activity; protein binding; phosphatase regulator activity.